CCCCUCUUCCCCCCCUCACUCUUGACCACCAUCUCCCAUCUUUGAACUAUGGCAACACAUCUCAAGUACACCUUCGAGGCACCUUGCCCAUACAAAGGCACAGCUGACUUCUCCACUGGCAUAUUCAUUGAUGGAAAGUUCACCGCAGGUUCAGAGGGAAAGACCAUCGAGGUCUUCAACCCCACCAAUGGCAAGAAGGUCUGUGACAUCUCCGAGGGUACCCCCGCGGACGUCGACACUGCCGUCAAGGUCGCCCACCGCGCUUUCCAAACCUCAUGGGGUCUCAAGGUUCCUGGUUCAGAGCGUGGUCGUCUCCUCAUGCGUCUCGCCGACCUGAUCGAAAAGAACGCCGAAGAACUUGCUGCCAUCGAGGCGCUCGACAACGGCAAGGCCUACUCCAUCGCUCUCGACUUUGACGUCACUCAGAGCGCUGCCGUCAUCCGCUACUACGGAGGCUGGGCAGACAAGAUCCAGGGCAAGACCAUUGAGGUUGACGAGACCAAGUUUGCAUAUACCCUCCAUGAGCCGAUCGGUGUUGUUGGUCAGAUCAUCCCCUGGAACUUCCCUCUGUACAUGCUCUCCUGGAAGCUCGGCCCCGCACUCGCUUGCGGUAACACCGUCGUUCUCAAGACCUCCGAGUUCACUCCCCUCUCUGCUCUCCGUGUCUGCACCCUGAUCAACGAGGCCGGCUUCCCACCCGGUGUCGUCAACAUCAUCACCGGCUACGGACAAACCGUUGGCGCUGCCAUCGCCAACCACAUGGACAUUGAAAAGGUGGCUUUCACUGGCUCAACCCUUGUUGGUCGUUCGAUCCUCAAGGCCUCGGCCAACACCAACCUGAAGAAGACGACCCUUGAGCUCGGUGGCAAGUCCCCCAACAUCAUCUUCGAUGACUGCAACCUCGAGGAUGCCGUCAAGUGGACCGCAUUUGGUAUCAUGUUCAACCACGGCCAGUGCUGCUGUGCCGGGUCCCGUGUCUACGUCCAGGAGGGCAUCUACGACAAGUUCAUUGCUUCCUUCGCCGCCCACAUCAAGACCCUCAAGGUCGGCGACCCUAUGGACCCAGACACAUUCCAGGGCCCACAGGUGUCCCAGAUUCAGUAUGACCGCAUCAUGGGCUACAUCCAAUCAGGAAAGGAGGAGGGUGCUACGCUCCUGACUGGUGGUGAACGUCACGGCAAGGAGGGCUACUUCAUCCAGCCAACCGUGUUCACCGAUGUCAAGCCUAACAUGAAGAUCGUUCGUGAGGAGAUCUUCGGGCCCGUCGUCGUAGUCGUCAAGUUCAAGGAUGAGGAUGAUAUCCUCCACCAGGCGAACGAUACUUUCUACGGUCUUGCUGCUGCUGUCUUCUCCCGCGACAUCUCCCGCGCGAUCCUCGUCGCCAGCCGCCUCCAAGCCGGUACCGUCUGGGUCAACUGCUAUAACAAGCUCCACCCCCAGGUGCCAUUCGGCGGUUACAAGCAGUCCGGUGUCGGCCGCGAGCUUGGCGAGUAUGCCCUCGCCAACUACUGCAACAUCAAGUCGGUCCAGAUCAACAUCGGUGCUCCGGCUCCUUGAGCGCCUCCUUCCCUCUCUGUGACUCGAGCUGUAUCGGUGAACGGCACUCUGGUGUAUUUGGGUAAUCCGUCUCACAUUCCCUUGUUUUCUUGCAUUUUCUCUCACGGUGUGCUGUCGGAGCGAGUGGGAAGAGGCUGGGGUCUUAUGUAUGUUUGUUGUGCACAAAAAAGAAAAUUUAGUACGUGUAUGCGCUGUAGUGGUUAUGCAACCAAUCGACUUGAUUUAUGAC
Molecule: messenger RNA, 1786 nt
Organism: Dacryopinax primogenitus
Lineage: Eukaryota; Fungi; Basidiomycota; Dacrymycetes; Dacrymycetales; Dacrymycetaceae
Product: aldehyde dehydrogenase
Exons: 4
Coding region: 49-1557 (502 amino acids)
Molecular function (GO): aldehyde dehydrogenase (NAD+) activity
Source: RefSeq, a predicted model, not a curated record